Merops nubicus (carmine bee-eater) is the source of this 284-nucleotide messenger RNA. RefSeq names its product CLIP-associating protein 1-like. Lineage: Eukaryota; Metazoa; Chordata; Aves; Coraciiformes; Meropidae. The record is from RefSeq and is a predicted model, not a curated record. The transcript has 2 exons. The annotation marks the transcript as partial.
GCGGCCGAAGAUGGAGUCCCCCGGGAUGGAUUAUUUCUGCGACCAGGUGCAGCAGAAAGACGUGGGCCGCAGGAUGCAGGUGGGCCAGGAGCUGCUGGAAUACCUGAGCGACCCGGCGAGGUCUUCCGAGGUGGAACAGGACCAGCAGCGCCUCGACAAAGUCAUCGACGAGUUGACGGCGUGGGUCAACUCCAGCAAUUUUAAGGUAGCAUUGCUGGGAUUAGAUGUUCUAGGUGCCUUCGUCGACAGACUAUCAGGACGCUUUAAAGCCUAUAUAGGAACUG